This is a messenger RNA of Odocoileus virginianus texanus, 620 nucleotides long. NCBI's taxonomy places the organism in Eukaryota, Metazoa, Chordata, Mammalia, Artiodactyla, Cervidae. The record is from RefSeq and is a predicted model, not a curated record.
AAGAUUCCAGAAAGAUGUCUCAGCAGCAGCAGCAAUGCAAGCAGCCCUGCCAGCCACCUCCAGUAGUGUGCCCUCCCAAAUGCCCUGAGCCUUGCCCACCUCCAAAGUGCCCUGAGCCUUGCCCACCUCCAAAGUGCCCUGAGCCAUGCCCACCUCCUCAGUGCCAGCAGAAAUGCCCUCCUGUGCCACCUCCCCAACAAUGCCAAGAGAAGUGCCCACCCAAGUGCAAGUAAAAACUUUAGCUUUUACCUGGCUUAGGAAAGGAUAAGGACAGUUGACUCACCUGGCUCCACAGCUCUACCUUCGCCUUCUCUUCAAAUCCUAUCAUGGAUACAGAAGGAGCUUCUUCACCCUUCAGCCAGCAAUAUGCCUGUGGUGAUUUCAGACAGCUAGAGGCUUCUUUUCUGAAGUUGCUAUACUGCUUUGCUCUUGGAAGUGCCCAAGAAAGCAUCACAGAGCUUCAGAUGGAAGAACAGCAGCUCCUCUCCUGGGUCCCAUCAGAGGAUUCACUCACUGUCUUCUGUGUCUGUCACCUGGGCAGGGGUUUCUACAGGCUGGGAAAUUGUUACUUAUCCUCUACCUCCUGAAUAAAGUAGAAUUUCUUUGUGUGAUGUUUAAAA